GGUGUUGCCAUGGAGACAGCGCCUUCACCUAAGCUUUCCGCGCCGUGGUGCUGGCGGUAGCUCUCCUAGGCCUAACCAUGGCACAGCCGGCCGAGAGCUACGACCCCAUUGGAACCAUCUUAAUCCAGGUUCAUGAUGACCUUUAUGAACUAAAGGAGAAAUUAACAAAUUUCCCACAUGAAGAAAAUGGAAGGACUCUAGACAUUCAGGAUCUCGAAGCAGCAAUCAAAAGGACUGAAAUGGGAUUAAGAAUUCACAUUGAGAAGUAUUUAAAUGUUGUAAACCAUCACGUGUUAAUGACUCCUCUUGAGGAUGGCCACUUGUAUUCUUCUCAGCCUUCCAAAUGGUACCUUCCAACUGUACUUGAUCAGAAGGCAUUUAUUUUCCCUAUGGAAUCUGAGGGUAAACUUUGGCAACCACCAAAACAGCACAAAUCAUUCCCACACGCCUUUUCAAGAAUAAAGGAAAAGAUAGGGUUGAAUGUAAAAAUCAUGCAGGAUCCUGAAAACAUCCACCACAGAGCUGCUGUAAAUGCGAACUAUGGGAUCAGUUUGCCAUGUAUUAAUCAGAGAAAAGCUUGUGUGAAGGUUCAGAAGUUAAUCAAAGGGUCCACCAUAUCUAAACUCACAGUUCCACCAACCUAUCGUCGAAUAAAUUCCUAUUUCAGCCCCAUACCAGUCCUACGAGUGGAUGCCAAUAAAGGGAUUUUAAGUAUGAUAGAACGAGGAUUGAUUCCACCAACAGCAAAGAUUACCUUUCAAAAUCCACCCAUUAUGCCCAGAGCUGCUCCUCUGCAUAAUUUUCAUGAAUCACUUACGAUUCCAACUUCCUCUUCUUUCGCUUUACCUCAGAAACCACAGCUGAUCCAAGAAGUGAAAAAGUUCCCUUCCAAGAAACGAAAAUCAAAGGGGAAAAGCAGAAGGUCAAGAGGACAUCACGACAGGAAGGGCAUGAAAAUUGCAACACCUAAAACUUUGAAGUUACCAUGGGAGCAUGAUUUUGUAAUUUGUAAUGGCAUCAUAGACAAGACAGCCCCAGAUUUCUUAGCAUUCAAGCAACAUUUUAGUUUGUCUUGGGGAAGUAUUUUUUCUCUCCUGGAACAUGUCGAGAAGUUUCUCAGGGACUAUGCAGUCCCAGAAGUCAAAAUAAAAGGGAAUCAAUUGGUAGCCCUCCUUCCAGAAUUUGAGCUGAAGAAUAAACUUACCAAAUACGACCUCCUCUCAGUGAUAGAAAACCCACUGCCCAUCCAAAAGUUGUUAAGUCUUCCAGGGCAAAGGUACAAGGGCCAAGACGGAAGGUCAGUGGCUGCCAACAAGAUCCAAGCGACAUGGAAAUGCCACAAGACAAGGAAAUUCUUCCUCCUUUACCGCCAGCAAAAGUGGGCGUCCGGUGUGAUUGCCAUUUCGUGGCUCUUACAUUGCCAUAAGACCCGAGUGAAGAAGAUCCUGAUGGAAACGCGUCAGAGACACCUGGAGAAUUUCCACAUUCGAGCCAAGCAUCUGGCAGCCAACUGGAAUCGCAUCAGGACCUCCAGGAGGACUAUUAUCCAUAUCCCAUCAUUAGGAUAUGCCCAGCCAAUGCGAAAAAAUAUUGCUGACUUCAACACACAGCAGAACAUGCAACUGGGGAGACUGUGUGACAUCUCAGAUGCCAAUGUGAGUGUCAUCUACAUCUGUUCCCAUCAUAUGAAUGAAGAGUUACUGCUGUACUACCAUAAAAUCUUGAGUCUACAGGCAGCUGUCAAAUCAGGAAACCUUCAGGACAGAAGUGACCUGCAGGACAGGUUCAAAAUCAUCACCCCUGAAGCUGUAAACUUCUUCACUAAGCAGCACAUGUGCCUGGCCACUCUCCUGAUGUACAGUCCCAAGGCAAUCAAAAGAAUAAAAAAUCUCAUCUGCGGAAAAGAGGCCUACAUUGUCAGCGGCCUCCUCCACAGAGAUGAUUUGGCUGUGGCAGAUAUGUUAGAUAUACCCAUCCUGGGUCCGGAGCCUGAACUAGCUCAUCUCUAUAGUACCAAGUCUGGAAGUAAACGGGUCUUUGAAAGUGCCAGCGUGCCAGUCCCUCCUGGAGUAUAUGACGUCUAUACUCAACAGCAGAUGAUAGAACAGCUGAGUCAGCUGGUGGUUGAUCACCUGGAAAUCAAACGCUGGCUCUUUAAAAUGGACUUUGAGUGCGGAGGAAAUGGGACUGCAUUUUGUGACGUUCCUUCUCACCUAAAGUGCUACCACUGGAUCCAAAAGGAAAGUCGCAGAUAUGGCCGAGAAGGCUGGAGCAAGAAGUGGGCACAUGAGCCAGCUUUGGUGAAGAUCUCCGAGGAGCUGGCGGGCAUUUUAGCACAGCACGCACAGCCAGUCAAUGAGAAACGGUUCCCGACGUGGAGGAAAUUCCUCCAAACAUUUCUCAGUCAAGGAGGUGUAAUUGAAGCAUACCCACCAGCACAAAGUAUCACCAGCUUGACGGUGGACAUGCUGAUAGAACCCAAUGGAGAAAUAAGGGUGCUGUCCACGGGGGACCAGUUUCAUGCCAAAGAUGCCUUCAUCUCCUCUGGUACCACCAUGCCUCAGACGUCAGUGGAUCCCCAAGUUCUCAGUUCUUUAUGCCUCCGAAUUGGAAAAGCUUGUAAAAUGAGAAAUGUCAUUGGUUACUUUUCUAUAAACCUAGUGACGUUUAUUGAUCCAAUCACCUUGGAACAGCAGGUGUGGGCCACAAGUCUUAACCUCUCCUAUAGUGACCAGCUGGCCCUGACUCAGCUUGCCUUAUACCUGACCAAUGGCAAUCUGGAUUGCAGUUUGAGCACCUUUGGAGUGCCCCUCUUUGUUCCAGAGAACAAGAAGAAAAUGAGCUGCACACAGUUGGCCACCAGUCGCUAUGCAGUGAUGACCACCCAGCUGAAACACAGCAAUCUCUCUCUGGUUUUCCAUUAUGUUUUUCUCCAGAUGUGUAAGGCGCAUGGCAUUGGCUAUGACAUUGAGGGCAGACAAGGAACUGUUUUUAUAUUAUAUGAACACCUGAAGAGAGAUAAGCUGGGAAUGCUAACAAUCGGUGAGGAUCUCCAGGGGGUCCUCAUGACCUUUGCUCGCAAUCUCUUCAUCAUCCAUCAAGAAAUAUCAACACCUAAUAUGCAAGGCGAGACCAAUUUUAAGGCCAUCAUUAAUGAUAUCGAAGUCAUUCUAGGAGUAACAGAGGAAAACAAAAUGAGAUAUGAAGAACUUCAGUCCAAAGAUGAUAAAAACCUCUCUAAGCCUGAUAAAUGAAUGUUCCUGAAUACAUUACUGAUUUUGGAUGCCCAUCUGAGGCCAAAAAGGGGCAACAUUCCUUAUGCUGUUAGAAAUAAAAGGUGGGGAAAGAAAGAUAGUUUGCUUUGCUUGCUAGGAAGUAUAUCAGAACAUAUUAUAAUGUAAUGCUCUUUAAAAAAAAAAUGCUUGUUAAUUAAUUCUGCUUACUAUCCCAAACACUGUUUAUGUUUUCACCUGAGAAUGCUGAACAAUCUUACUGUUCCCAAACUCAAGAAGAAAUAAUCUGAUAAAAUAGGAAAGUUACAUGUCUCACUGAUAUCACUUCUGCAUCUACCUCUUCAUAAACUUCAGGAUUAUGAGGCUUUUGUUUUUGUUUUAUAGUUUUCUUCCUGUAUUUCUAAUAGUAAUUUACUUCUGCAUUUAAAAAGUUGAAUAAAAGCUUAAUAACUGCUGUUUAGCAAAACACAUUUGCCUCUUUUUUCCCAAUAAAAUUACAUUUUUUA
Talpa occidentalis (Iberian mole) is the source of this 3739-nucleotide messenger RNA. It is a transcript of the gene IQCH, whose product is annotated as IQ motif containing H. NCBI's taxonomy places the organism in Eukaryota, Metazoa, Chordata, Mammalia, Eulipotyphla, Talpidae. Gene Ontology annotation, molecular function: protein binding. The record is from RefSeq and is a predicted model, not a curated record. The transcript has 22 exons. The coding region runs from base 78 to 3254 and encodes 1058 amino acids.